AUGCGAAGCAAGGCAGUCAACAUUUCCAAGGCGAGGGGAACUCCCUUCUUGCCACCAUCUCAGCGAAAGCAGAUUUACCUACCAGAAUUCGUCAUCGCUCUUGUCCGAACUCCCCACCUCUCUGCCAACUAUGCUCAAUUCCGCGUCCCUCUCAACUUCAACAAGCUUGACAUGCGCGACUACCUACAAAAUCUAUAUGGAGUCAGUGUCAUCGAGGUCCGCAGCUUCAUACAGCAGCAACCCAUUACCCGUAUGACCCGUGACGGCCGGAAUCUCGGUCCGUGGCGACGACCGCAGUCACAGAAGCGAAUGACUGUGCAAUUGAAGGAACCCUUCGUGUGGCCAGAGGAGCCGAAGGAUACAUCCAAAUGGGAGAAGGAUUCUUGGGAUGCAACUGAGAAGAUUCAGUCGCAAAUUAUGAAAAAGAACACUCCCAAGGGCCACUCGGCUGAAGAGCCCGACCACAAGGUGCGCAAAGCUUUCGAAGAGCAGGCUAAAAAGUUACGGGAAAAUAAGGAGACAUGGAAGCCGACCUGGAAAACACUGGGCCUGGAUUUUGCGCAUAAAGAAUUUGCGGCGAACGUCGGCUCUAACAGACCCAAGUGGGCGAAGUCUUGA
Molecule: messenger RNA, 618 nt
Organism: Penicillium taxi
Lineage: Eukaryota; Fungi; Ascomycota; Eurotiomycetes; Eurotiales; Aspergillaceae
Product: mitochondrial 54S ribosomal protein uL23m
Exons: 3
Coding region: 1-618 (205 amino acids)
Biological process (GO): mitochondrial translation
Cellular component (GO): mitochondrial large ribosomal subunit; ribosome
Molecular function (GO): structural constituent of ribosome
Source: RefSeq, a predicted model, not a curated record